Truncatella angustata is the source of this 1542-nucleotide messenger RNA. RefSeq lists its product as uncharacterized. The record is from RefSeq and is a predicted model, not a curated record. Lineage: Eukaryota; Fungi; Ascomycota; Sordariomycetes; Amphisphaeriales; Sporocadaceae. The transcript has 7 exons. Bases 1 to 1542 code for a protein of 513 amino acids.
AUGACGUCGUUGCAUCAAGGAGGAUGGAGUGGCAGCACAGCAACAGCCGAUACAGCCCAGGAGCAGCCGCCUCAAAGUCCAGGAAAUAAAUCAUUUAACCAGACCCCCGAGGUCACCACUAUCGUCCUCGCCUUCGCGGCUGUCGGGGGAAUUAUGGGAGUGCUCGCGCACUUCAACAACCGCUCGUUGUCAGACUGGCCGUACUACGUCACGCUGAACGCACUGAUCGCCUUGCUGGCAGCUGAAUCGAGAGCACCGUUAGCUGAUAUGGAGGCAUUCGAUGAAGCUAGUCGGGGGACGUGGGGUGCCCUCAAGCUUCUGGCCACCGCUCGCGGAGGGCACACGUCUAGUUUCCUUGGUUCAUUCGCGGCCGUCAUUAUCAUCUUCACCCUUGCUCUCGGGCCUUUUGCUCAGCAGAUUGUCACAUAUCGAACCAGAUCAGUCAUGAUUGAGAGCUUUGGAAGCGCGACAGUUGCCCGCGCAGUGAAUUACACUGCUGCGCUGCCGGGAAAAACCACACCUACUGGCUAUGUUCCCAUUCUGUCUCUCGAAUCAGCUGUGUACAACGGCUUGUUCGCGGAGUACGGCGGACCAAAAGCAGCGUUGAAAUUUGAGUACCAGACGGGCAAUUACAGAUGGCCAUCCUUCGAAACUGUGGGUGUCUGCCAUGAGUAUGUUGACCCUGUCGACGUAUUCAGCAUGACACCCCUGAUACCUUCGGCAAACGGCGAAAUGCCUCAUUCGACCAUCAUAAAACUGAUCUUCAUGGGAACGGAGGCAAAGAACGGGCGUGUGGGAGAACUAAAGCCCCGGGCUCAGCUGUGUGCGCUUUCGGCUUAUCUACAGACUAUAGACGCAACAGUCGUCAAUGGCGUGUUGAGCGAAAAUGUGACGACUCGCGUUGUUAACCAGACCGUUGUCAAUAUGACCAAGCAAGAGGAGGACGCGGACCUUGCCGCAUAUAUCACAGGCGCGGACAACACAACCUACCCGGUCGGGAAAGAAGCCAUAUUUGGUAUGCGCGGAUGGUUCUCCUCUAUUUCCGCUCCUGGAUCUGCCGUCCGAACAGCGACUAAUUUCAGCCGUACGAUCACUGACAACUCUGUGGUCGUGAACCUCACAGUGGGCAUCUCGAGCAGCAACUACCAUCAGUAUCAAAACGAUGACGGCAUAGAUAUGUUGAUGACUGAUAUGGCCACUUCGAUGACUGUGGCGUUCCGAUCUUUCAUGGGUGCGGUGCCGGUCUCGGGACAAGCCAUCUCGACGGAGUCGUUUGUCCACGUCCGCUGGGGCUUUGCUGUCCUCCCUAUCGUCGUUGUGGCGGCGGCGGCGCUGUUUCUGAUGGCAGCGAUUUACCGCACCCGUCAAUCUGAUACCAAGCUUCUAAAGAGCAGUGCUCUCGCCAUGUUGCUCAAUGGCUUGGACGAGGAUGUCAGGUCGCAAUUUAGAACAGUCGCUAGUCUCGAGAACAAGAAGAGACAGGCAAGGGCUGUUAUGGUCCAGCUGGAUGAAAGUAAUGGUGAGAGUCUACUGAGGGGUUAA